AUGGCUCGGAUCCGCCCCAGGAGUUUGUCUCGGGAGAUUGCCGGGAUGGCAGCGCGGGCGAUUUCUGAGAAGCCCGGUAGUCGGCUGGGUGUAGCUGAGGAGUUUGUCCCGAUACCUAUUGCGCUCUAUGACGAGAACGUUGAUCCGGCGUUGGGAGUUUUUCAGCCGAUGCUGAAGGGCCGAGCUCGAAACUUCCACAUUGACAGUACGGGUGUGCAGAGACGGGGCGGAAGGGUAAUACUUAGAGCACUUGCCGAGAAUACAUUCGUGGAGAUCAUGGGCGAGGCCCGAUUGGCGAGAUCCAUACGGGACUGCGUCUGCAUGGCCAGCGAUUCGAGGGAAGGCGAGGGAACCGACUGGCAUGAACGCUUGGGUGGUGUCUCGGCUUCGUUGGGGAGAGACCUCCUCGAGGGAACGCUUGGCCGGUGUCGGAGCAAGGGUAGGGAUAUCGAUUUGAUGGACGAUGGGAUCAAAAUCAGUCAGAGGAUCGAAGUUAUCCAUGAGACUGAAGUCGAGAUCCAUGCUGAGGUCGAACUCUGA
Molecule: messenger RNA, 540 nt
Organism: Penicillium waksmanii
Lineage: Eukaryota; Fungi; Ascomycota; Eurotiomycetes; Eurotiales; Aspergillaceae
Exons: 3
Coding region: 1-540 (179 amino acids)
Source: RefSeq, a predicted model, not a curated record